GCGCGCAAUCUUGACGUGCGCGCGCGCGCGGUCGAGUGUGUGUUUGCGUGUGUGCGUUGGGCUCCAGAGCGCGCAUCGCUGACGGAUCCGACGGAAUCGCUUUGAGCGCAGAUUAAUUAGCCCGGUUCGGAUCAGCCCGGCGCCGCACCAGCAUGUCGUCCCCGUCAGAAGCCCAGAACCAAGAACCGAACCAGGAGCCUCCCAAAGAGACGAGCGCGGAGCAGAACCAGGAGGAGAAAGAGGUAAAAGGGGAGGAGAAGGAUGCGGCGAAGGAGGAGGUGAAGGUGGAGGAGAAGGAGGAGAAAACGGAGGAGAAGAAAGAGGAGAAGAAGGAGGAGGAGAAGAAGGAGCAGAAAAAGGAGGAGAAGAAGGAGCAGAAGAAAGAAUCCUGGAAGGAUUUCAUCUACAACCCGCGGACCGGGGAGUUCCUGGGCCGAACCGCCAGCAGCUGGGGUCUCAUCUUCCUCUUCUACCUCAUCUUUUAUGGCUUCCUGGCGGGAAUGUUUACUCUCACCAUGUGGGUGAUGCUGCAGACGCUGGAUGAUAACGUCCCACGGCACCAGGACCGACUGGCCAAUCCAGGUCUGGUUGUUCGUCCUCAUGCUAUUGAGAUUUCCUACAACCGCUCGGAUCCAACAAAAUAUGAGCCGUACGUCCAGCAGCUGCACGACUUCCUGCAGCAGUACAACGACAGCAUCCAGGAGGGGAACGACUUGUGUCUGGUGGGUGAAUACACGGAUCAGGAUGAUCAGCCCAAAAAGAAGGUUUGUCAGUUUAAACGCAGCCUCCUGCGUCAGUGCUCCGGCCUGCCAGACACCAGCUUCGGCUACGCUCAAGGGGAACCCUGCAUCAUCAUCAAGAUGAACCGGGUCAUCGGACUGAAACCACAAGGAGAUCCAUACAUCAACUGCACCGUCAAGAGAAACACUCCCCUGCAGAUGCUUUACUUCCCGCCUGAAGGUCGUCUGGAUAAAAUGUUUUUCCCCUACUACGGCAAGAUCGCUCACCCUGAUUACGUCCAGCCGCUGGUGGCCGUCAAGCUGCAGCUCACUAAAGAAGACUACAACGUGGAGCAGACGGUGGAAUGUAAAGUGGAGGGGUCCAACCUGCGCAACAGCGACGACCGGGACAAGUAUCUGGGUCGGGUCACUUUCCGGGUCAAAGUCUUUCAGUAAAUGCUCGGUGCCAUGGACAUCCCGAUUUUACACGAAAACAAAUUUUAAAUUCAGGAAACUUUUAGCCCAGACCCGAUCUGCUCCUACACGUCUGAAUCUGGUUCAACAGGAUCCAACGACUGGAUCCGGACCACUGAGGUCUAAUGAUACACUGCCAGAACCUUUGCAGCCUCCUCGUGGUCCAGUCCACCCGGACACAUAGUUCACCCGUGUCCGUUCUACACAGCUUGAAGAAGAAGAGCUGCAGUGGAUCCGGUUCAGACACCGGGAGCAGAUCAGGUCUGAUGUGGAAGCAUGUGAGCCCAGAGCACAUCGGUGUGUUGUUUUUAGACUUUUCUAUGUUAGUGAGAUAAUAAGAAGUAAUCUGAUUCCCAUCGUGGGUCGCAGGGCAGCGCAGCCGGGUCAGCCUGAGAUAACGAACACUUUGGUGGCUCUGGCACCUGGUCUAAAACGAAACAGCUGCAUUUCCAUUCACCCAAACAGGAAUCACCUGUGGUGUUUUCCGUUAUUCCAACUGGGAUGUCCAGGUCCAGCAGCAGAAGUUUCUCUGUACUAACGAACAGAUAAAUCAUACGUACAGCAGGACAGUUAAAGUUAAAGUCUCAGAAUGAACAGAAAGAGCAGAAAAUAAAUCAAACAUUCUUGCAUCAUCCUGCAGCACCAGAACCGGCGAUGCAGGAUGAACCGUGAGGUUGAGGUCCGUUUUCCUGAGUCCAGUUGUUUGCUAAUCCAACCCAAUAAAGGCAGACUGAAUCUGAAGUCUAGAAACAGUCUACAUACAUGUUUUUUAGUAAAUAUGGGAACAAAACUGUUCUGUCUCUCAUGGUUUUGUUUGAAUGAAGUCUUAAACUAUCAAACAGUUUAGUUUGCUCUCUUUAUACUCCAGCAGAAACUCUCCAAAUGAGCGCGAUCAGAGGCGUCCCUAACUGGUGUUUGUUGAAUGUUAAAGUUCAUUAGUCCGUCCCAGUCCAGGGUGUCCUCUGGUUUCUUCUGAUUAUCACACAGUCCUCACCAUCGUCAGUCCACCUCCGUGGUUCACAGCAGGAAUGGAUGUUAGGCUUUGAAGACUUCUCCCCAGAUGAAGCGUUGAUGGUUCUUGGCUCUUCACUCUAAAUCAGGAGUUCUCAAACUUUUCGUAGCCAGGGACCCCUUAGCUCUGGUAAAAGUUUUCCAAGGACCCCUUUAAAUUCCUCAUACUGAUAGUUUAUUUAAACAGCCUUAUGUACUGUUAAAUACAUUAGGAAUUAUGUAUGUGUUACUUAGCUCAGCCCUGACGCAUCCUCAGCAACGCCUCCUCAGGCCCAACAACAUGUGUUUCACGGACCACCAACCCGUGGUUCGGGGACCCCUGGGGGUCCAGGGACCCCAGUUUGAGGGCCGCUGCUCUAAAUUACUUUGUUUGCCAGUUUUCUUUAAGCUUCCCUCUGGCAACCGGACCAUGCAGCCCCUUUGCUCUACCCGUGGCUCUGGGUCCAGCAGUGCUGGCGUAGCACUGCAUGAAACAUACUGGAGUCUCUCAUUAGGCUGGAAACUGUCCAACUUUUUCUGCACCCAAACUAAAUGCUGGCAAACAGAUCCCAGGCAGCCGGUUUCAUCUUCCAGGUUUGGUGCAGUUUUGAUCAGGCUCAUAUGGCCCGUUUCUGCUUUAAACUCUGAUUUAAACUGUGAUAGUGAAAGGUUUCGGCGAUCGACUAACCAUGAGUCACAUAAAAAAACAAAAUGUUGGAAUUAUUUGAAAUUCUGCCAUAGUUUCUAAACUUAUGAGCACAGAUGUAUCUUCAGCAAGUCGAUAGUCAAAACAAAAAGUCAGGAGAACACAUUUUGGUCACACCUCGGCUCUUUGGGUCCGGGUCGGCAGGGUUCAUAAGCUGGACGAGCCUCCGUUAGGUACCAGCUUGGCUCAGUUCAUCAUCAGUACAACCAUCAGGUCAGGUUGUGAUACAAAGAGACAACAGAUGGUGCGACGUAAGGUUGCGUACAUGUGCAGAUUUCUCAAGAUGGGAAAAGAAAACUAGAGAAUUGCUAAAGUCAUCAAGGACAAAGUCACUGCUUCUCCAACGAGCUCUCCAGGCUUUCACUAAACAGAAAACAAGACCACUAGGCCACAGAUUGAGAAUAAAUACCCUCCUUCCAGUCUCCUGUCAGCCAGUCCAGACUAACGGUGACAGUAUGUGAUGGUGAGCGAGUAAAAGCUGCCAAAAAGCAAUUAGUGACCGAUGAAAACAGUGACUCACUGUGCUGCCCUCUCCCAUCCAUGGAGAAUUAAGCAAAAUAAAGAUUUAACCCUAAUACAGUUAUUAUUUUAGCAGAUUUAUCUUAUUUAUUUUUCUCAGAUUUGUGAGAUCAUAUUCAUCAAGUGUAAUUUUCUUUUUCUGUUUAACAGCCUGUACAGUUUUUAAAAUGUGAACAAUGUGUGAUUGUAAUGAGUUUUGUGUGACCAUUGAACACCAUGAAGAAUAUCAGCAGAAUUAGUGAAAAGCUGUUUAAAUGACGUCACUGCUGUUUAAAUGUGCUGUGAAAUCUUUUGUUUUCUUCACAAUAACAGAGGAACUGCUAUGAAAGACAUAAAUGACGUAAUGACAUUGCUGUAUCUGCAGGAGGAGCAGAAAAAACUGGACAACUGAUGAAUCAACUCUGCUCUGAAUAAAACAUACAUCUUCUAAAAGCUG
Fundulus heteroclitus (mummichog) is the source of this 3844-nucleotide messenger RNA. Its product is annotated as sodium/potassium-transporting ATPase subunit beta-3. Gene Ontology annotation, molecular function: ATPase activator activity. Lineage: Eukaryota; Metazoa; Chordata; Actinopteri; Cyprinodontiformes; Fundulidae. Gene Ontology annotation, cellular component: sodium:potassium-exchanging ATPase complex. The coding region runs from base 153 to 1175 and encodes 340 amino acids. The transcript has 7 exons. The record is from RefSeq and is a predicted model, not a curated record. Gene Ontology annotation, biological process: sodium ion export across plasma membrane; intracellular potassium ion homeostasis; intracellular sodium ion homeostasis.